AUGGCCGCCGAGCAGUUGCUGCAGUCAAACUCUCUCAACACGUGCCAGGAUGAUUCCAGCUUCACGGCCAGUCUGUUCAACGUCAUCUUCACCCCCACCAACGGUAGUGCCGCCAUCAACAUCGUCGCUGUUUCCUCCGUCCAGGGUAGCAUCGUCUUCGAUGUCUCCAUUUCGGCCUACGGUUACGAAUUCUUGAGGCGCACUGUUGACCCUUGUAGUAUCAACCUCGCCGGUCUAUGCCCCAUGACUGCCGGAAAGAUCACCAUGAACUUCAACCUUCCCGUUAGCCAGGAAGCCGUUAGCCAGAUUCCCGGAAUCGCCUACAACAUCCCCGAUCUCGACGCCACUGUCCGUGUCUUCGUCAACCUGACCAAUACCGACCAGAGUGUCGCCUGCGUCGAGGCUGACAUUUCCAACGGAAAGACUGUCGAUUUGAUUGGAGUCAAGUGGGCCACCGCCAUCAUCGCCGGCUUGGGUUUGAUCUCGUCCGCUGUCAUCUCCGGCCUCGGUCACACCAACACCGCCGCCCACGUUGCCGCCAACACCCUGUCCCUCUUCGGCUACUUCCAGUCUCAGGCCAUCGUGGGUCUCACUGGUGUGCACCUGCCCCCCAUUGUUCAGUCGUGGACUCAGGACUUCGUUUGGUCCAUGGGAAUCAUUCGCGUCCAGUUCAUGCAGGACAUCUUUACUUGGUACCAGCGAGCCACGGGCGGAACCCCGUCUACUCUCCUCAACUCCUUGACGACCACCUCGGUCCAGGUCGAGAAGCGUUCGCUCGAUUGGGGACUUUCCGCUGCCAGGAUGGCCCGGCGCGGCAUCGAAGCCGGUGCUUCUAGUAUCGCCAAGAGAGCCAACAUCCAACUGUCUUCCGGCAGCUUCAUCGUCUUCGGUAUUCAGCGAGUCGCCUUCCGCGCCAAGAUCGAAUCUACCAACCUCUUCAUGACUGGCCUGUCCUUCUUCUGCGUCUUCGUCAUCUUCACCGUCCUUGGUGUCGCCGCCUUCAAGGGAUUCUGCGAGUUGGCUGUGCGACAGAAGUGGAUGAAGAGUGAGAAGUUCCUCGAGUUCCGCAACGGGUGGUUCACCGUCCUGAAGGGCAUCCUCUUCCGCAUGACCUUGAUCGGUUUCCCUCAAAUGUCGAUUUUCUGCCUGUGGGAGUUCACCCAGGUCGACUCCGCCGCCGAAGUCGUUCUCGCCGUCUUCUUCCUCUUCGGCAUGGCCAUCACCCUUGGCUGGGCCUCUUUCAAGGUCAUUCGUAUCGCCCGCCGCUCCGUCGCCAUGCACCGCAACCCUGCCUACAUCCUUUUCUCGGACCCCCAGGCUUUGAACAAAUGGGGUUUCCUCUACGUCCAGUUCCGCGCCUCGGCUUACUACUUUAUUGUACCCAUGCUUGGUUACACGCUCGUCAAGGGCAUGUUCGUUGCCUUUGCCCAGCGUAGUGGAACCGUUCAAGCCAUUUCUUUUGUCAUCAUCGAGGCGGCGGCCCUCAUCGCUGCCAGCGUCCUUCGCCCCUGGAUGGACAAGAGCACCAACUCGUUCAACAUUGCCAUCUUCGUCAUGAACUUCCUCAACGCCAUCUUCCUGCUCAUCUUCUCGGACAUCUUCGGCGCGCCCCCCUUGGUCAACGGUAUCGUCGGAGUGGUGCUGUUCAUCGCCAACGCGGCCUUCGCACUGAUUCUCUUGCUGCUUGUUAUCGUCAGCAGCACAUUGAUCUACUUCCGCAAGAACCCCGACGCCCGUUACCAGUACAUGGCCGACGACCGCGCCUCUUUCAUGAAGUCACAGACUCAGCUGCACACUACUACUGAGCUGGAUGCCCUGGCUGCCACCGCCCGAGGCGACAAGGCCCAUUACAAGAAGGGGCUCGACCUCGACGACGACAACGACUCUAUUUCAUCCGAAUCUAUGCGCCGCCGCGUUGACCCGUCGGGUGUCCCUGUGCCUCCGUCGACUGCCCAGUCAGCGGCCCAGUCUCAACAAUCUAUGCAGCGACCUGGCGGCCCGAACGGCCAAGUCCAGUCUCCGGUGGACCCCUCGACCCCUCUGUUCCCGGCCGAUAACCGCCACCCUUACGGACAGGCCCCGAUGAGGACGCCGAGCCCGUACAACGGUAACCCCAACCAGCAGAGGCAACAAAAUAACUCGAGCCCUGGACAGUUCAGGACGCAGAACAACGUCAGCCCCUGGCAGCGAGGUGCCGGUUAUGACUAG
This is a messenger RNA of Colletotrichum navitas, 2208 nucleotides long. RefSeq lists its product as uncharacterized. The record is from RefSeq and is a predicted model, not a curated record. Lineage: Eukaryota; Fungi; Ascomycota; Sordariomycetes; Glomerellales; Glomerellaceae. Gene Ontology annotation, biological process: fungal-type cell wall biogenesis; transmembrane transport. Gene Ontology annotation, cellular component: membrane. Bases 1 to 2208 code for a protein of 735 amino acids. The transcript is spliced from 2 exons.